Molecule: messenger RNA, 6768 nt
Organism: Austrofundulus limnaeus
Lineage: Eukaryota; Metazoa; Chordata; Actinopteri; Cyprinodontiformes; Rivulidae
Gene: supt6h
Product: SPT6 homolog, histone chaperone and transcription elongation factor
Biological process (GO): transcription elongation-coupled chromatin remodeling; transcription elongation by RNA polymerase II; nucleosome organization
Cellular component (GO): transcription elongation factor complex
Molecular function (GO): nucleosome binding; DNA binding; histone binding
Source: RefSeq, a predicted model, not a curated record
GUCUCCAUCGGAAGUGUCAUCACGCCGUUUUUCUCGGCCAUCUUCAGUACUACAAGCUCUGAAAACAUAAAACACAACAUAAGUCAUUUAUUAUAAUAGUAUACUCGGAUUAUACCACCACUCUGAAGCCAGAACAUUUGUGAUGUCAGACUUCAUUGACAGCGAAGCGGAGGAGUCAGAGGAGGAGUUUGAAGAGAAGGACCUUAAACCUAGGAAGACUCAGAGGUUUCUAGAGGAAGAGGAUGAAGAAGAUGAUACGGUCAACCCAGAGGAGCAGGAUGAGCAUGGAAAUUUGCGUGGACUGAUUGAUGAUGGAGAUGAUGUUGAAGAGGAGGAGGAGGAAGCAGCGAAAGGUGAAAGCGCACCGGGAAGCGACUCUGAAGAGGAAGUGAGGCAUCGACGUAAAAAGCGCAGAACUGAUGAUGACUUGGAUGAUGAUGAUCUUGACCUAAUUGAGGAAAAUUUGGGAGUCAAAGUGAAAAGGAGAAAGAAGAAAUACGAUCGUGUAAAAACACUGGACGAUGACGAAGACGAUGACGAGAAGGACUUGAUCGAAAAUGAGAUCUUUGACAGGGAUGAUGAGCGUGAGCUGGAGGAAGGCGAGGCUAUUGAUGAACCUCUCCGACAUCCAGAAGAUGAGGAAGAAGGAGAGGAGGAGGAGUCAGAUAUUGACGAUUUUAUUGUGGAUGAUGAUGGCCAACCCAUCACCAAAAAGAGGGGCAAGAAGUUCUCAGGAUACACUGAUGCAGCCCUCCAGGAAGCUCAGGAGAUUUUUGGUGGCGACUAUGACUUUGCUGACUUUGACAUGGAUGCCUAUGAUCAGGGUGAGGAAGAGGAAGAAGAUCAAGAUGAAGAAGGCUGGGACCGGCCAAAAAAACAGACAAAGAGGAGGCUGGGAAGAAAGAGCAUCUUUGAGAUCUAUGAGCCCAGCGAGCUGGAAAGCAGUCAYAUGACCGACCAGGAUAACGAGAUCCGGACCACAGACAUGCCUGAGAGGUUCCAGUUGCGAUCCAUUCCUGUUAAACCUGCUGAGGAUGAUGAGCUGGAAGAAGAAGCAGAGUGGAUCUUCAGACACGGAUUCUCCACUCUGACCAUCUCUAUGCAGGAAAGCACAGAUUAUCUUGACAGAGGAACAACAACAAACUUCAGCAGGAAAGGGCCCAGCACCAUUGCAAAGAUCAAAGAGGCCCUCAACUUUAUGAGAAACCARCUGCUUGAGGUUCCAUUCAUAGCUUUUUACAGGAAAGAAUACGUGGAGCCAGAACUGAAUAUCAAUGAUCUGUGGAAGGUGUGGCAGUGGGAUGAAAAGUGGACUCAGCUGAAGACCAGGAAGCAGAACCUGACCCGUCUGUUUCAGAAGAUGCAGGCCUUYCAGUUUGAGCAGAUAUCUGCUGACCCAGAUAAACCUCUGGCUGACGGCAUUCGUCCUCUGGACACGGCUGACAUGGAGAGGCUGAAAGAUGUGCAGACUCUAGAAGAACUGGGUGACGUGUACCAUCACUUCCUGCUCUACUAUGGACGAGACAUUCCCAAAAUGCAAAACAGUGCAAAAGCCACCAAGAAGAAGCUCAAGAAGAUUAAAGAAGUUACUGAAGAUGGUGAAGAGGAAGAACUGGAAAUUGAGGUGGAGGAGGAGCAGAAAGGACCUGACCUGAAGUUGGCGUCUCGUAGAGAUAUGUACAGUAUCUGUCAAACCGUAGGACUUGAUGGCCUGGCUAAAAAAUUUGGAUUAACUCCCGAGCAGUUCGGAGAGAAUCUGAGAGACAGUUAYCAGCGUCACGAGACGGAGCAAUUCCCCGCAGAGCCGCUGGAGCUGGCAAAAGAUUACGUUUGCAGUCAGUUCCCGACUGCUGAGGCAGUGCUGGAAGGAACCAGGUACAUGGUGGCCAUGCAGAUUGCUCGGGAACCUCUGGUCAGACACGUUCUGCGUCAAACCUUCCAGGAGAGGGCCAAGAUCAACAUCAAACCUACAAAGAAAGGCAAAAAGGAGAUAGACGAGGCUCAUUUUGCCUAUUCCUUCAAGUAUCUUAAGAAUAAACCAGUAAAAGAGCUGAAUGGAGAUCAGUUUUUAAAGAUGUGCCUGGCAGAGGAGGAAGGCCUCCUUUCCAUUGAUAUCUGUAUAGAUCUAAUAGGUGUCAAAGGGUAUGCUGGAGACCAGACCUACUUUGACGAGAUCAAGCAGUUCUACUACAGAGACGAGUUCAGUCACCAAGUGCAGGAGUGGAACAGGCAGCGAACCUUGGCCAUAGAGAGAUCUCUCAAUCAAUCCCUUUACCCUCAGAUGGCCAAGGAGCUCAAAAGCAAACUGAUAACUGAGGCCAAAGAGAGCAUCAUUAAGGCUUGUUGUCGCCGGUUGUACAACUGGCUUAAAGUGGCUCCUUACAGACCAGAUCAGCAGGUGGAGGAAGAUGAUGACCUGAUGGAUGAGAGUCAGGGAAAGGGCAUACGAGUGUUAGGUGUUGCCUACGCACCCAGCAGAGACACACCAGUUUUCUGUGCUUUGGUCAACGGGGAUGGAGAGGUAUUGGACUUUAUUCGUUUGCCCUACUUCAUGAAGAGGAGGAACUCCUACAGAGAUGAAGAAAGAGAAAGAAAGGCACAUGACAUUGAAAAUCUGAAGAGGUUUCUCUCAAGCAAGAAACCACAUGUGGUAGCUGUAGCGGGGGRAAACCGAGAUGCUCAGAUGAUAAUGGAGGAUAUAAAGAGAACCAUCAGYGAGCUGGAACAGGAGUCGUCUCUUCCUGCUGUGGGAGUGGAACUGGUCGAUAACGAACUGGCUACGCUUUACAUGAACAGCAAGAAGUCUGAGACUGAUUUUAGGGAUUAUCCUCCAUUGCUGCGACAGGCUGUAUCUAUAGCCAGAAAGAUUCAGGAUCCUCUGAUAGAGUACGCUCAGGUCUGCAGCACCGACGAUGACAUCCUGUGUCUCAAAUUACACCCCCUGCAGGAACACGUGGUGAAAGAGGAUUUGCUCUGCGCUCUUUACUGUGAAUUUAUCAACCGGGUCAACGAGGUCGGCGUUGACGUGAACAGGGCCAUCUCCCAUCCUCACACUCAGAGUUUGGUCCAGUAUGUCUGUGGACUGGGACCAAGGAAGGGGGCCCACCUUCUCAAGAUUCUGAAGCAGAACAACACACGUCUUGAGAACAGAACACAGCUGGUCACAAUGUGUCACAUGGGUCCCAAAGUUUUUAUUAACUGUGCCGGUUUCAUCAAGAUCGACACAGCAUCACUUGGUGACAGCACGGACUCCUACAUAGAGGUACUGGAUGGUUCUCGUGUCCACCCGGAGACGUAUGAGUGGGCUCGUAAGAUGGCUGUCGAUGCCCUUGAGUAUGAUGAGUCUGCAGAAGACGCCAACCCAGCCGGAGCACUGGAGGAGAUCCUGGAAAACCCAGAGCGUCUUAAAGACCUGGACCUGGAUGCCUUUGCUGAGGAGCUUGAGAGACAGGGCUAUGGAAACAAGGGGAUUACACUUUAUGACAUCCGUGCUGAGCUGAGCUGCAGGUACAAAGACCUCAGAGUUCCUUACAGAGUCCCCAACACCGAGGAGGUCUUCAAUCUGCUCACCAAGGAAACUCCAGAAACCUUUUAUAUUGGUAAGCUCAUAACUAGCGUGGUAACUGGUGUGGCUCACCGGCGGCCUCAGGGAGAGUCUUACGACCAGGCCAUUAGGAAUGAUGCUACGGGCCUGUGGCAGUGUCCUUUCUGCCAGCAGGACAACUUCCCUGAACUGAGUGAGGUGUGGAAUCAUUUUGAYAGCGGCUUGUGUCCAGGUCAGGCCAUCGGGGUCAGGACCAGAUUAGAUAAUGGYGUCCAGGGAUUUAUUCCCACCAAGUUCCUCAGUGAUAAAGUGGUCAAACAUCCUGAUGAGAGGGUCAAGGUGGGCAUGACGGUUCACUGCCGCAUCAUGAAGAUCGACAUUGAGAAGUUCAACGUUGACCUCACGUGUCGAACCUCAGAUCUGGGAGACAAGGGCAACGAGUGGAAGCUUCCUAAAGACACCUACUACGACUUUGACACAGAGGCUGAGGACCAGAAAAAGGAGGAGGAGCUCAAAAAGAAACAACAGAGAACACCGUAUAUAAAGCGYGUGAUCGCCCACCCCAACUUCCACAAUAUCAGUUUUAGCCAAGCAGAGAAGAUGAUGGAGACUCUGGACCAGGGGGACCUCAUCAUCAGGCCCAGCAGCAAAGGAGAGAACCAUCUCACCGUCACCUGGAAAGUGGCUGACGGCAUCUAUCAGCAUGUAGACGUAAGAGAAGAAGGCAAAGAGAACGCCUUCAGUUUAGGCCACACUCUCUGGAUCAACAAUGAAGAAUUUGAGGAUCUGGAUGAAAUCACUGCUCGGUACAUUCAGCCAAUGGCCUCAUUCGCACGAGAUCUGCUCGGACACAAGUACUUCCAGGAAUGUAACGGAGGAAGCAAAGAGAAAAUGGAGGAGUUAUUAAUCAAGACAAAGAGGGAGAAGCCAACAUUCAUUCCUUACUUUAUUUCGGCGUGUAAAGAUCUGCCAGGAAAAUUCAUUUUGGGCUACCAGCCUCGUGGGAAACCUCGGAUCGAGUAUGUGACCAUCACCCCAGACGGUUUCCGCUACCGUUCACAGAUAUUCCCUACAGUGAACGGGCUCUUCCGKUGGUUCAAAGACCAUUAUCAAGAACCAGUGCCAGGCAUUACUCCUUCCAACAGCAGCCGAACAAGGACUCCUGCGUCCCUGAACGCAACUCCAGCCAAUAUAAACAUCGCAGACCUGACUCGAGCAGUCAACGCCCUCCCACGCAACAUGACGUCUCAGAUGUUCAACGCCAUCGCCGCAGUCACAGGCCAAAGCCAGAACCCCAACACCACCCCUGCACAGUGGGGCUCCAGCCAGUAUGGUUACAGCGGCAGCACAGGAGGAGGAGGAGGGAGCUCAUCUGCUUAUCAUGUGUUUGCCACACCUCAGCAGCCCAUGGCCACGCCCAUGAUGACACCCAGCUACUCCUUCACCACACCAAGCCAACAGGCCCUGGGCACGCCRCAGUAUCCAGGCUCCACCCCCCAGUCUUCACACGCUCACGCCCACCCACACCUGCCACAUCACAGCCAUCACAGUGCCCACAGCAGUCUUCAYGGUCACUCGUCCGGCACCCCAUCAUCCUCUACCUCAUCCAGAGGACGAACGCCACAACAACAGACACCACAGCAGCCACAGCCAAAGCCGAGCAGCAGCAACAGCAGCUCCUCUGCCGUGGACUGGGGGAAGAUGGCCGAGCAGUGGCUAAAAGAGAAAGAAGCCGAGGGCCGAAAGAAAACCCAGAGGAUGACGCCGCGACCGUCGCCCAGCCCCAUGAUCGAGAGCACACCCAUGUCGCUCGCCGGAGACGCCACGCCCCUGCUGGACGAAAUGGACCGAUAGGACACUGCUUCAUCCUUCACACUGCCUCACUCUGACUUUCCCCUCUCAAACCUCACAUCAGUGGGAACUCCUGGUAAAUGAAGCAUCAGUUUGGUGUUAAGCUCCACGUCUCCUCAUUUCUUUGUCCAUUUCAUCCUCGCCUCCAGCAAACUCACUCAGACUGCAAAGUAUUUUGUAUAGUUCAAACAGUACUCUUUACGUCAUGCAGAGAAACAGUACAGCAAUUUAAAUAAAGUACUUGAAGUAUCAGUUACAUAAUAGGAAAUGGACCUACUCAGACACUGACAGACGAGCUGUCCUUUCUUUGUUUUGUGAUGCUUUUGUGUUAUUUUUUUUUAAGUUUGACACAUGGAUCACUCAACCUUUCCUCUCAUUAUAUGGUCAUUCUAAAUUUGGUUACCACAUCAGGAAACGUAUCUAUUUAUUAUUAUUUUUUGUAUGGAGUUCGUCAGAACGAAUAAAAACUUUUAUUUUCAGUUUGAAACCUUGAGACUCCGCUCCUCACAUUUCUCCUAACAACAGGUGCAGCUGUACGACACCUGAACACCACCUCACACUGUAUUAUGAUCAGCUGACUGUAGAUAGCCUCCGGUGUAUUGUAGACCACGUGGACAUGAAUAACGUGUGCCACAUUAGACGCAGUGGGCUUUUUAAGACGUCGAGCAGAAAUAUAAAGCAUAAAGGUAGUUUAUUUUAAGAACUUCUAGCAACAAAUUCCCACUUGAUGAAAUACUUCAUUGUUAAGAAAACAUGAGUGUCAAACUGUGUGUUUUUUUAAGUACUCAGAUUUUCUUGUUUUUCCAUUCUAAGUGUUUGCAAUUCAGUGAAUCCUUCACAUCUGACAUGUUUGCUGUCUUGUAGGAAAUGACCUCAUCCACCACUGCUGUAGCUCAACUGAGACAGGAUCACUUUCUGACCAGCUGACAGGGUUUUUCGUGUCUUUGCAGCAGUAAAACGUUUCAGUGAACGGGUUUUAACACUACYAGAUCCUGUCAGACUGUUUAUAUUUUGAGCUCGGUGUAAUCUGCUUGCUUUUAUUUGCAUAAAACAUUAAAAAAAAUGUGAUUGUUCGCUCAUGCGUUCACCUUUAAUUCUUGCUGUGUCUCUGCCACGGUAGAAACAAGCAGCACUGCUGUUUAUUGGUGUGCUUUAACUUGCAGUGUGCGAAGCCUCACAGUCCCAUUAUAUGCAUCUUGUUUUAAAAUAAUUAUUGUUUUUAAAAUGUUUUACUUUUGCCAAGUUGAAAUAUUGCACCUGUCUCAGAACGCCUGAYUGGUUGUCAGCAGUAGUCGGCGAUGGUGGAGAAACGUCUGGUGCUGCUGAGGACCUUUUCUAUCUGUGAUCUCUUUAAUAAAAGUGUUCAUAGUAAA